ACGAAACGCUGGGGUAUCCCUGGUCGGAGGGGUGCGGGGAGGAUGGAGCAUCCCUGGCUAUGGGGGGAUAGGUUGGAAGCAUCCCUGGUUUUGGGGCAUGGGGGGGUGGGUCGGAGCAUCCCUCGUUUUAAGGCACUGGGAGGUAUGCAGACCAUCCCUGGACUGGGACAUGGGUUGGGAGAAAUCCGGAGCAUCCUUGGUUUUAUGGACAGUAGGAGUGGGGCGAUCCAGAGCAUCCCUGGUUCUGGGAUGCCAAGGGGAACCACCGGAAUAUCCCUGAUCUGAGGGCACCGGAGCUAACUGGGAUAUCCAGACGGGGGAUGGGGCAGGGAGCAUCCCUGGCUUUGGGGGAUGCACCAAGGGACCUGGCGCUGACAGCACCGGUGUCCCUGCAGCCCAGUGGCACGCGCGUGCCGAUGGAGAUCCUUCUGCUGAAGAAAGUGGGCACAGAUUUCCGCGGCAUCAUCCGCCUCCUCGAUUGGUUUGAACGUCCCGACAGCUUUGUGCUGGUGCUGGAGCGGCCAGAACCAGUGCAGGAUCUCUUCGACUUCAUCACAGAACGGGGGGCCCUGGCGGAGGAGCUGGCGCGGGAGCUGUUCCGCCAGGUGCUGGAGGCCGUGCAGCACUGCCACGACCGCGGCGUGCUGCACCGCGACAUCAAGGACGAGAACAUCCUCAUCGACCUCGCCACCGGCGAGCUCAAGCUCAUCGACUUUGGCUCCGGUGCCCUCCUCAAGGACACCGUCUACACUGAUUUUGAUGGCACGCGGGUCUACAGCCCGCCGGAGUGGAUCCGCUACCAUCGGUACCACGGGCGCUCGGCGACGGUGUGGUCCCUGGGCGUGCUGCUGUACGACAUGGUGUGCGGGGACAUCCCCUUCGAGCACGACGAGGACAUCCUGCGCGGCCAGGUGUACUUCAGGCACAGGAUCUCUCCAGAGUGCGAGCAUCUCAUCCGGUGGUGCCUUUCCCAGCGCCCCUCCGACAGGCCCUCAUUUGAGGACAUCUCCAACCACUCCUGGAUGCAGAGCGUCCACCUAUCCCAGGAGGCGGCAGAGAUCCACCUGCACAGCUUGCUUCAGGAGACGGGCAAAUAACGUCUCUGGUGUCUCCCGUAAGGAACGGACCGUCGUCUUGGGACUGUGGGAUUGAGUUGAGAUCAUCGCUCGGUGCAGUUCUCCGGAGCCAAACGCACCCAGAGGUUGGAUCCCAGCUGGACUUGGACUCAGUGGUCCUGUCUCACUUGAUGUUUUUUUCAGUAAACUUUGGGGUUUUCGUUCUGUCUCUGGGGGCUCCCGUGAGUCUUCCUGGCCUGCUGAAUUCGGGACUGUGAGAGGAUUGGAACUCUGAAAAGCUUCAAUGGGGGGAAGGCUGUCUGGGGAGGGCAGGGCAGGUGCUCUGGUCUGUGUGCCGUCACCAUCUUCGAGUGCCUUCAGUUGUGACGUGGGCUGUGCUGGAGGAAAUACUUGAAUUUUCCUACACUGCUGCUUUUCCAUGCCUCACCUGGGUGCAGAGCUACUUUUCCCAGAAGGAAGCAGGCCAGGAGGAGCUCAGAGCCCUGCGGCGAUGCCUUCCCCGAGCCCUCUGCUUCCCAAUGCACAAACAAUGCAACCCAACAGAGCUGUAAAUGCGUGUACAGAGUUAUUAUACAGGAGCAAAGCUUGGUGUACAGUUGUUAAUAAUGGUAAUGUUUUUGCCGUUUUUAUUCCCCAUCCAAGUUUUAAUUUAUUUUUGUGGAUAAUUUUUUAUUUUUGUUUUUUUAUUUUUGUUUGUUUUUUUGUUUGUUUGUUUUUUGCAAGGAAGAGCCUGAGCCAGGAGGAUAACUUAUUUAUUUAUUUAUAACCCACGUGGGUCCCCGACCCAUGCCUUGCUU
Molecule: messenger RNA, 1873 nt
Organism: Meleagris gallopavo (turkey)
Lineage: Eukaryota; Metazoa; Chordata; Aves; Galliformes; Phasianidae
Source: RefSeq, a predicted model, not a curated record